UUGUUUAAUAUAUAUUUUUAUACAGUGCAAUGUUUAAGUACUUCCUACACUUGUUUAAUAAAAAAAACAUGGCAGAGUUUUAGUCGUACAGAUUAUGAGCCGUGGUGGUGGUGGAUCUUGUUGUUGUUGUUGCUUGACUAGUGUAAUUGUGGCGUCAAUCCUUCUGUGUUUAUCAUUUGUAUUUUAUUUUGUUGGUUACCUUCUCAGGGAUCCAAAUCUUGCUGGAAGUCAGAUCAACAAUUCCUGAUUUGCAAUUAAUAACACCAAGCAAGUUUCUAGUAUUUUUUCCUGAUAACACCUUCAAGAUGUUGCAGCAAAUUUUAAAAGACAUGUUCAUUGAUCCAGAGCUGCUGGAGGAACUCUCUGAAGAACAAAAACAAAUACUCUUCUUUAAAAUGAGGGAGGAACAAAUCCGAAGAUGGACAGUAGAAGAAAAAAAACUUACAGAAGAAGAAAAAUUAAAACCUAGACCUAAAAAAAAAAGUGCAAAAAAUGUCCGCUUUUAUUGUGAUGAUGAGGACAAAGUUAUUGUAGAUAUUAUUACAGAUGAAGUGGAUGUUACAGAUUUUAAGAAAAAGCAAGAAGAAGCAGCUUUGAAACGUGCAGAAGAGCAAGCGCGUAAGGAAGCUGAGGAAAAGCGAAAAAAAGAACUCGAAGAAAUUGAAGCAAGGAGAAAAGCCGAAGAAAAGAAACUAAAAGAAGAGGAAGAACGCUUGAAAAAAGAAAGGCAGCAGAAGGAAGCUGAACUGCGGAGACAAGAAGAAGAAGAAGCAGUAAGGUUGAAAUCUAUCAAGGAAGCGCAACUGCAGAAAGAAAAGGCUAAGCAAGAAAAACGCGAAAGAGAGGAAAGAAUUAGAAAAGAAAGGCUAGAAAUGGAACGCAAGCGAUUAGAAGAGGCGGAGCUAAGAAGGAAGAAAAUGGAAGAAAUUCGUCUUCGGGAAGAAGCUGAAAAGAAGAAACAAGAGCAGGCACUGCUCGAACAAGAAGCGAAGAGAAAGAAGGAGUUGUAUGAGAAAAUGAAAAUGGAACAAGAUGAGAAGCGAAAAAAAGAAGAGGAAGAGGCUAAAACGAUGGAAGAAGAGUGGCAAGAGCGCGAAAAGAAAGCCAAAGAAGCUGAAGAGCAGCGAAGAAGCUCGUUCUCUCAAACACGGUCGGAGAUGCAAAGGAUAAGAAAAUUGUCCAUGGAAAGGGCAGCUUUGAAUCAGUUUCGUAUGAGUAAUAAGCCGCUUGAUGAAAAACCCGAAAAAGAGAAAGCUCGCAACGUAGUGUCCGUGGCGUUAAACAAUGCCCCGUCUUCAACUUUUGCUGGAACUUAUUCGAAACGUGGUCACAUGCCACCUAAAAGGCCGCCAUUACCACUUCGCCCAACUAUUUCUGUUCCUGUAAAUGUUAGUACGACUCAAGCACGAACACCUACAAUGCCUGUUAAAAGAGACAUUGUAAAACCAAAUCGACCUCCGCCAAUGCCGAACAGGCCCAGUACACCUCAAUCGGUUGUAGAUGGAAAACCGAAACGUCCUCCUAGACCAAAAAAUCGCUCCGAGGUGGCGACUUGGUGGAAAGAGGUGGAAUAUGAUAAGUGUUCGGGAUUAUUGGAAAAUAAAACACCACAAGAGUGGUUCCACGGGAUUAUAUCUAGAAUACAAGCAGAGAAAUUAUUGGAAAGCGAGAAAAAAGGUACUUUCAUUGUUCGCGUCAGUGAACGUGUCUGGGGUUACACGGUCUCGUUCAAGGACGUGGGUCGCUGUAAGCAUUUUCUAAUCGACACAACAAGCAGUGGCUAUCAGUUUUUCGGUACCGAGCAACGCAUACACGACUCUUUAAAUGAAUUAAUUAUUUACCACCAAUCGAACCCUAUAUCUGUACUAGGACAGGAAAUACUUCGUUUUCCACGUGGGCAAGUAGAAGGACAAAAAGCUGACUAUGCAGAAUUAUUUGAAGAAUGCACAGCUAUAUGAUGUUACAUAGCGGUUGCCUUUAACCUAGGUUUAUAUUUUUUAGUUUAAAUUAAUUUAUUUUUUAAAAAUUAGAAAAAUAUAGUCUUUCUUGGCAAUUAGGUUUGUGUGUUGCUUCACAAAAGAACGCAUGCGCUCUUGCGACUUUUAAAUGAGAAUGCUAGUAGCUAAUACAGAAAUUCUACAUUUUUAUUGUUCAAUUGCUGUCCGUCUGCUUAUUAGACUCGAAAGUUUCAGUUUUUUGACUCGUUUCUUUCAUUACUGAUAGGUGGUAAUAUUUUUGCAAGCGUUGCAUUUUACAGACGGUCUUUGGAGCGACUGAGCGAGAGUUUUUGUUUUUGUUUUUUCUGUGAAAAGAGUUUAAAAAAAUUCCUAUUGUUAAAAACGAAGCCGUUUUGAUUAAAAAUUUAUAAAUAAUUUUAAGCACUUAUUUUUUGUAAGAUUACGUUUUUAAUUUUUAUUUGUUUAUUUACGUUUUUGUUUUGUUUAUCUAAGCAAUAGAAUACGUCAUCAUACGCCAAAUCAACCUAGUUUCUGGGCCUUUUUUUGCGGCAAGGGUCAAUUCACUGUAAAUUACGUUCUCUGUAUAGUAUUUCUUCUAAGCAAAUCUUCUCAUCACAGAAAAUACCUUAAAAUAUCAACAGUGUCUUUUUAUUCGACCAGCGAAAAGUGACGUCAGACGUCAAUUUAUUAUGUUUAUGGACUGAGUUACCUCUCAUUAUUGAUUGACUUAAUUUUAGAAAGUAAAGCUUUAGCAAUGUAUACAGCUCAAUCUCGGGUUGUUAAAAGAACCUUAAGGGGUUGAUUUGCUUUUUACGCUCAUGAUAUCUCAGAGUUAUCAAGAACUUCUCAGUUUACUUUGAGUACUUACUCGGCUAGUAUUUCUGUAAACGAAGGUGGGUCAUAUUUUAAAGUCGAUGUUCUUUUUUUCUGAAUAUAUGACUAAGAAAAGAAUAUUUUUUAAAAUUGUAAAA
Hydractinia symbiolongicarpus is the source of this 2929-nucleotide messenger RNA. RefSeq names its product SH2 domain-containing protein 4B-like. The transcript is spliced from 7 exons. The coding region runs from base 306 to 1958 and encodes 550 amino acids. Gene Ontology annotation, cellular component: cytoplasm. NCBI's taxonomy places the organism in Eukaryota, Metazoa, Cnidaria, Hydrozoa, Anthoathecata, Hydractiniidae. The record is from RefSeq and is a predicted model, not a curated record.